This is a messenger RNA of Prionailurus viverrinus (fishing cat), 2857 nucleotides long. RefSeq names its product kelch like family member 32 (gene KLHL32). The transcript has 16 exons. Lineage: Eukaryota; Metazoa; Chordata; Mammalia; Carnivora; Felidae. Gene Ontology annotation, molecular function: protein binding. The coding region runs from base 844 to 2673 and encodes 609 amino acids. The record is from RefSeq and is a predicted model, not a curated record.
CCGCCAAGGUGCGUCUCCAGGCAGACGCGAUCGCCUGGGGCAGAGCGAGCCGGGACGCGCCGCCUGCGGUGCUGGCUGCUGCUUUUUAUUUACUAGCAAACACUGUUUCCCCGCGGGAGAGUCCGGGAGCGCGCGGGCACACACAUACACACACACACACACACACACACACACGCUCACUCACUGAACACACGCGCUCGCGCACACACAUAUACAUACGCGCUAGCGCUCUUGUCUUCACAACUGCAUCCCCAAACCGACAGUGCGAAGCUACUGCGGUUUCUCUUAACCUCAGCAUCGUGGGGGAGAAGCAGAGCCGUUGUGCAUCAGGGAGCGCCCGGUGCCUGCGCUGCCGCCUCGGGUACAUACAUAACCCAGCAGACCGCUCACCCCAUCGGAUAUUAAACUGUGUCAUACAGAGUAGCAAUAUGAGGAACAAGGAAGCCAGUAACAGCUGAGAUAUUUCACAGUGUACUUGGUAUUGUGAAUCAGAAAGCACAACAUUCCUAUUUUUGUUUCACCGGUUUGGAGGUGGAGCAGCAGAAUUAAGAAUACAAGCUUUAGAGUCAAACAGCCUAGGUUUUGAUCCCUGACUCUAUCAAUUCCUCUCCAAUCCUGUCACUUUUGAUUUUAUUUGAAAAGAAGCUCACCAGUAAAAGAGGGGAUUCCACCAACGAACAUUUCCUAAGGCUGGAAUGCUUACAAACUGCUAAGGCUGAGAUCCUGAGGAACCCAGCUGGAGAAUGCCGUCUGAACGCUGCCUGAGUCUUCUGUUUUUUGUGUGGUCUGUUUAAGAAAUGAAACUCUUCAUGCUACUUGACUGCUUUUGAUUUUAUUCAAGAAAUGCUGACAGGCCAGAGGCUCUGCCACUCGGAAUCUCACAAUGAUAGCGUCUUGGCAGCGCUGAAUCAACAGAGAAGUGACGGCAUCCUCUGUGACGUCACCCUGAUUGCUGAGGAACAGAAAUUCCAUGCUCACAAGGCAGUCCUAGCAGCAUGCAGUGACUAUUUCCGGGCGAUGUUCAGUCUCUGUAUGGUGGAAAGUGGAGCUGACGAGGUCAGUUUACAUGGUGUGACCAGCCUUGGCUUAAAGCAGGCCCUGGAGUUUGCAUACACAGGACAGAUUUUGUUGGAGCCAGGUGUGAUCCAGGAUGUAUUAGCAGCUGGCAGUCACCUACAGCUGUUGGAGCUUCUCAAUUUAUGUUCCCACUAUCUCAUCCAGGAAUUAAAUAGCUUUAAUUACUUGGAUCUGUACAGACUUGCUGACCUCUUUAACCUCACUUUGCUGGAGAAGGCAGUGAUCGAUUUCUUAGUGAAACAUCUCUCUGAGCUCCUGAAGAGUCGCCCAGAAGACGUUCUAACGCUUCCUUAUUGUCUGCUCCAGGAGGUUCUGAAGAGUGACCGCCUGACCUCCUUGAGUGAAGAGCAGAUCUGGCAGCUAGCUGUGAGGUGGUUGGAACACAACUGCCAUUACCAGUACAUGGAUGAGCUCCUGCAAUAUAUACGCUUUGGCCUGAUGGAUGUGGAUACUCUCCAUACAGUUGCCCUGUCCCACCCCCUCGUCCAGGCAAGUGAAACUGCAACAGCUCUUGUCAAUGAGGCCCUGGAGUACCACCAGAGCAUCUAUGCACAGCCCGUUUGGCAAACUCGCAGGACCAAACCGCGAUUCCAGUCAGACACUCUAUAUAUCAUUGGUGGGAAAAAGCGUGAGGUCUGUAAAGUCAAGGAACUUCGGUACUUCAAUCCUGUUGACCAGGAGAAUGCUCUCAUAGCUGCCAUUGCCAACUGGAGUGAGCUGGCUCCCAUGCCCGUGGGAAGGAGCCACCACUGUGUAGCAGUCAUGGGGGACUUUCUGUUUGUGGCAGGAGGAGAAGUUGAGCAUGCUAGUGGCCGGACAUGUGCUGUGAGGACUGCCUGUCGCUAUGACCCCCGCAGUAAUUCCUGGGCGGAGAUAGCACCCAUGAAAAACUGCCGGGAGCAUUUUGUGCUGGGUGCCAUGGAUGAAUACCUCUAUGCAGUUGGGGGUAGAAAUGAACUGCGCCAGGUUCUGCCUACAGUUGAGCGAUAUUGCCCCAAGAAGAACAAAUGGACUUUUGUGCAGUCCUUUGACCGAUCCCUUUCAUGUCAUGCUGGAUAUGUGGCUGAUGGUCUUCUUUGGAUAUCAGGUGGAGUAACUAACACAGCACAAUAUCAGAACAGACUAAUGGUAUAUGAACCUAACCAGAAUAAAUGGAUAAGCCGCAGCCCUAUGCUGCAGAGAAGGGUCUACCAUUCCAUGGCUGCUGUUCAAAGAAAACUUUAUGUUCUUGGAGGCAAUGACCUGGACUACAAUAAUGACCGGAUCCUUGUGCGGCAUAUAGAUUCUUACAACAUAGACACCGACCAGUGGACGCGUUGUAAUUUCAACCUGUUGACUGGCCAAAAUGAAUCUGGAGUUGCUGUCCAUAAUGAGAGAAUAUAUUUAGUUGGUGGAUAUUCGAUUUGGACAAAUGAGCCUCUGGCUUGUAUCCAGGUGGUGGAUGUAAGUAGAGAAGGCAAAGAAGAAGUAUUUUAUGGGCCUACACUCCCUUUUGCUUCUAAUGGAAUAGCGGCAUGCUUCCUUCCAGCUCCAUAUUUCACAUGCCCUAACCUUCAGACUCUUCAAGUGCCUCAUCACAGGAUUGGGACCAUCUGAAAACCAAUGCUUUGUUAAUAACUAUCAUUAACAGAAGGGAAAGAAAAGCUUCACUUCUGAAUACUGGGCAUGAAAAGACUCAGUGCUCAAUGCUUCCUUGUUUUGUUUUAUAUGUCUUAUUUUCAGAUAAACAUUAGCAAAAAAUGAACAGUUUUCUAAAAUACAUUACUGAAACCUCCUGUCA